GGAGUUUCACCCACAGCUCUCAUACUCUCACACAGUCAGGGACACACACUCAUUUUCGAAGCUUGCCUACUUUGACUUGAAUUUUCAUCCCCUAAAAGUUAUAUAAAGCUCAGUCUUCAACGCACGGAGUGAUACAGAGCUCCAUAGCAUCAUCCAUCAAUGGCGUCUUUGACGAGCUUUCUGAAGAAGAGAUCCACUCUUUCUGUGUGCAAUGAAGCCCUGAGAAUGAAGAGACUCUUCUCCACUGCACAACCCAUCGCUGCAGAUUCUUCUUCUUUUGUUGAAAGGAUCAGAAAUCUCCCUAAAGCUCUUCCUGGAACCCACAUCAAAACUGAAGUCUCCCAACUUAUUGGUAGAACACCCCUAGUAUACCUGAACAAAGUCACUGAAGGCUGUGGAGCUUAUAUUGCUGUCAAGCAAGAGAUGUUUCAGCCCACCGCCAGCAUCAAAGACAGACCAGCACUUGCUAUGUUCAAUGAUGCUGAAAAGAAAGGCUUGAUAACUCCUGGAGUGACAACUCUGAUAGAGCCAACAUCAGGAAACAUGGGAAUCAGCAUGGCUUUUAUGGCCGCGAUGAAAGGGUACAAGAUGGUUUUGACCAUGCCCUCUUACACGAGCUUGGAGAGAAGAGUGUGUAUGAGAGCAUUCGGAGCUGAGUUGAUUCUCACUGACCCUACAAAAGGGAUGGGAGGAACUGUCAAGAAGGCUUAUGACCUUUUGGAAUCCACUCCAAAUGCCCUUAUGCUCCAACAAUUCUCAAACCCUGCCAAUACUCAGGUACAUUUUGAAACUACAGGACCUGAGAUAUGGGAGGAUACUAAUGGAAAAGUUGACAUCUUUGUAAUGGGCAUUGGUAGCGGAGGCACCGUCUCUGGGGUUGGACAGUAUCUCAGAUCUCAAAACCCUGAUUGUAAGAUAUAUGGAGUGGAGCCUGCUGAAAGUAAUAUAUUAAAUGGUGGUAAACCAGGUCCUCAUUCAAUUACUGGAAAUGGGGUUGGAUUCAAACCCGAUAUAUUGGACAUGGACAUAAUGGAAAGAGUUCUUGAGGUUAGAAGUGAAGAUGCAGUAAAUAUGGCAAGGCAAUUGGCACUGAAAGAAGGACUUUUGGUAGGGAUAUCAUCUGGAGCCAACACAGUGGCAGCCCUUGAGCUCGCAAAAAAGCCAGAAAACAAAGGCAAACUUAUAGUGACAAUUCAUGCAAGUUUUGGGGAGCGAUACUUGUCGUCUGUCCUAUUUGAAGAGCUAAGGAAGGAAGCUGAAAACAUGCAGCCAGUCUCAGUUGAUUAAUACCUUGAGUAGAAGGACUGUCCAAACCAGUGUUUGUGAAGUAGUAAACCUCUUGUAUCAAUGUCUUGGUUGAUUUCUGUUGCAGUGAGAUAAGGACAAUAAUGUAUCAAUGUCUCAUAGUAGGCCUAUGAUUAAGGCAUUUCAGCUUGAUAUUAUAGUAAAACUUGUCUCUUGUUAUUGUAAUUUAUAACUCAUUGUGAUUCUUCA
This is a messenger RNA of Rosa rugosa (rugosa rose), 1494 nucleotides long. Its product is annotated as L-3-cyanoalanine synthase 2, mitochondrial. Lineage: Eukaryota; Viridiplantae; Streptophyta; Magnoliopsida; Rosales; Rosaceae. The record is from RefSeq and is a predicted model, not a curated record. Gene Ontology annotation, cellular component: cytoplasm. The transcript is spliced from 10 exons. Bases 160 to 1287 code for a protein of 375 amino acids. Gene Ontology annotation, molecular function: cysteine synthase activity.